Messenger RNA from Telopea speciosissima, 875 nucleotides. RefSeq lists its product as uncharacterized. The coding region runs from base 1 to 870 and encodes 289 amino acids. The record is from RefSeq and is a predicted model, not a curated record. The transcript has 5 exons. NCBI's taxonomy places the organism in Eukaryota, Viridiplantae, Streptophyta, Magnoliopsida, Proteales, Proteaceae.
AUGAGAGAGGUUGCAGGUGUAUUCCUGCAAUGCACUCAGGAUUUUCUCCUUCCAGGUACUCAAACGAUUAAGUCUUACUCGUCGUAUAGAUGUAUCGAUUCGCCGGGAAGUGUUUCUGAUCUGCGUAGAAGUGCUGCUGUCUUUGUUAAAGGAUCUUGCGUGGGUGUGAUGAGCACAGGUAGAUGCAGCAAAGGGCAAAUAAGAUUGGAGUGGCGAGCUCAUGCGGCUUUGAGUAGCCCACGAUUUGAGUCUUCUGUUAAGAAUGGGACCAAUCCUUCAACCUUCUCUUCAAGAAUCACUACUGAUAUUCCUCUCUACGAAUCACAAGGGGCUUCCUUUGAUCAAUACCUGACUGAUCGGCCUAGAGUCUUCCAAGCAAUAUUCCCAGACAAGCGUAGAAGCCAGAGAUUGAAUGCGGAGGAAUGGAGAAUACAGAUGUUGCCCAUAAAUUUCUUGUUCUUGACUGUUUGGCCUGUAAUCGAUAUGAGGUUGAGAUGUAAAUCAUCAGGAGAAGACUACCCAACUGGAACUCCCUCCCAUGUCACAAGGGUCCUUGAACUUGAUGUGACAAGAUGGAAGCUCCAAGGCCUAGAUAAUGUUCUGGAGCCAUCCCAGUUUAAACUAGAAGUAAGAGGUGCCCUUUAUCCUGAUAGACAGGGAAUGCGAACCAGACUCAAAGGUCAAUUAGAGAUGGAGAUAAGCUUUGUGUUACCCACUGUGCUUGCCUUGGUUCCAGAAGAUUCUCUCAAAGGCAUUGGCGAAUCUGUGCUGAAGAGACUGGUGGAAAACAUGAAGCAUAGAGUGAAUGGAAGAUUGCUCUCGGACUACAGUGAGUUCAAAAGGGAGAAGCCCAAGAAUGUAAAGAGUUGAGCCUU